AUGGCGGAAGUGAGAUCUGGUUUUCAAAAAUUGGUUGAAAAUGAGUGCACUCCACGGAGGAGGAGAGGACCAGGCAGCAUAAGAGGAAGGUUGAAAGAGGAGGGGGUUCUUACGGCUGUUCUGUUACUCCCGUGCCCGUAUUUCCUAAUCUUCCCUCCAACAACGACGGCAGCGACGAUCACCACACCAUCGCCUCGCAUAAGUCAUCCGUGCAUUAUAUCACACUUUACCCAUGCCCUUCACGAGAAUGAAUCGCAAACAGAAAUAGGAAGAGAUCCUACUAUUCGUGUAACAGUGCCGCUAUUUGGUGAAACUCCCUUCUUCCCUCCUUAUUUACCUCUUUGUUUGAAUCCAUCACCUCCCAUUCCCUCGCCUCCUCGACCUCUUUCCAGUACAAUGAAUGAAGGAUGCUGGGGCACUACUCACCUCUUUACUACUCCUAUGCUAAUCUAA
Molecule: messenger RNA, 453 nt
Organism: Brugia malayi
Lineage: Eukaryota; Metazoa; Nematoda; Chromadorea; Rhabditida; Onchocercidae
Exons: 2
Coding region: 1-453 (150 amino acids)
Source: RefSeq, a predicted model, not a curated record